Colletotrichum orchidophilum is the source of this 1299-nucleotide messenger RNA. RefSeq names its product monocarboxylate transporter. Lineage: Eukaryota; Fungi; Ascomycota; Sordariomycetes; Glomerellales; Glomerellaceae. Gene Ontology annotation, biological process: transmembrane transport. The transcript has 2 exons. The record is from RefSeq and is a predicted model, not a curated record. Bases 1 to 1299 code for a protein of 432 amino acids. Gene Ontology annotation, cellular component: fungal-type vacuole membrane. Gene Ontology annotation, molecular function: transmembrane transporter activity.
AUGUCAGUCGAGCUACGUCCGAUGCCGAACCCCGGCGCCGUCGCCGCUACGCCGCAGAGUCAUGAGGAGGACGGCAACACCGUGAUCCACACUAUGCCGCCCACCGACAGGGGCGCCGCGGCAUGGAAGUUUCUGCUGUCCAGCUUCGUCAUCGAAGCUCUUCUCUGGGGGUUCCCCUUGACCUUUGGAGUCUUUCAGGAAUACUAUUCCUCCCAACCGCAAUUUGAGGGCGACUCCAACAUCGCCGUCAUAGGCACUGUAUCCACCAGUAUCUACUUUCUCGGUGCGCCCCUCGCCGCCCCGUUGGUCAAGCGAUUCCACCGCUACCAGAAACACAUGGUCGUCACCGGCUGGGCCAUGUGCGUCACGUCCCUCGUCGGCGCGUCCUUUGCCACCUCUGUCGCGGGGCUCAUCGCUACCCAGGGCGUUCUAUACGGUUUCGGAUUCCUGAUGCUCUACUUCCCGGUGUUGCGCAUGUUGAACGAGUGGUUCGUCGCCCGGCGCGGCCUCGCGUACGGCGUCCUCUAUGCCGGCGGUGGAUUCAGCGGCGUCGGGAUGCCGUUUCUGCUCCAGGUGCUGCUGGCCGAGUACGGCUACCAGACCACGCUCCGAGCCGUCGCCGUCGCCCAGUUUGUUGGCGUGGCGCCCAUCUUGCACAUGAUCAAGGGGCGGCUGCCCCCAUCGCCGCACGGUGCCAUGCGGAUGUUGGACGUGAGCUUCCUGAGACAGCCGCUUUUCUACUGCUUUGCGCUUUCGAAUCUUUUCCAGGGUUUCGCGUACUACAUUCCAUCUCUGUAUCUGCCUUCGUACGCCACAGCCAUGGGGCUCUCUGGUACCAUGGGGGCGUUGCUCCUCGCAGCGCACAACCUGGCAACGGUUUUUGGACAGAUUGGUUUUGGGUGGCUUUCCGAUCACACGAACAAUGUCUUUAUGCUUAUUUUUCUUUCCUCUUUCACGUCGGCGGUCGCGGCCUUUACACUCUGGGGAUUUGCCCACUCUCUGCCGCUGCUGGUCAUCUUUGCAUUGGUCUUUGGCAUGUUUGCUGGCGGCUUCCUCAUCAGCUGGCCAAAGUUUGGGGCGAUGCUCUCCGACGACCCGCAGCCUGUAUACAGCAUGAUGGCGUUUGGCAAAGGCAUCGGAAAUUUGGCUACUGGUCCGAUUACUGCUGGGUUGUUGACCAAACCGGUGAGCGGAGGAUACGGGAUGGGUCGCUACGAGUCGUUGAUACUCUUCCUGGGCUCUUUCAUGUUGUGCUCUUCCUUGGGAGCAUUUGCCUGGCCCUUGAAGAAGCGAGUGUGA